ACGUUUCAAAACGUCGCUCAGUCAAACUCUCCAGUGCGCCGCCUUCAAGCGCGGUGCAACAUUUACUCAGGAUCACAGUACAUGCUGUUUAAGUUAUUUUGCGAGAGGAAGAUGUGUCAUGUGCAGCAAGGGACCCAGAGAGCGUUGACUUUAUGAAUAAAUCAUUUAUAACCUGUGGGAGCAUCCAGAAGCUGAAAGGAAAGAGGGUGAAAAUCCCGACGUUUUCUGUUUGAUAUUCGCCGGUGACGUACACCGAGCAGAUACAGAGCCACGGUGUUCCUGGAUUUGCCUUAUCGUGACUUAUGCCACAGAUGGAUCAGUGACAGGGUCAACACACACACACGGCGAGCUCGAAUAUCCUCCGUCUCAGUGUCCACCAGUCUUGAGGCCACCCACAGGCGUCUUUAAAUAGAUAAACACUUUAACUUCGCAGCCAAGGCCACAACGUUAGAGGAAGAGACAGGUAUGUUCUCAGAUGCCUUGGAGGCCGUAGGACAGGUGGAGGGUUUGACGCUAUCCCCUCCACAGACUCUCCCAGACCCCGAUGAUGAGGUGGAACUGGGCACCGAAACAAAAAGACGAGGCAGAUAUCGCCAAAGCUUACAGAUACUCAAGCCCUUUCGGAUCACACACAAACAUCAGCACCCGGUGGACAAUGCAGGAUUUUUCUCCUUCAUGACCUUGCAGUGGCUGUCCCCUCUGGCAUGGAGGGUCCACAAAGAGUCCUGUCUGAAGAUGGAAGACGUUUGGGGUCUGUCUUGCCACGAGGCCUCAGAAACUAACUGCCAAAGACUGGAGUGGCUGUGGCACGAGGAGCUCAAGCGGCGGGGGAAGGACGGGGCGUCUCUGUCCCGGGUGUUCUGGAGGUUCUGUCAGACCCGCAUGCUGGUGGCCAUCUUCUCCCUGCUCAUCACCAUGGUGGCUGGAUUUGUUGGACCUGCUCUGCUGGUCCGAGCCCUGCUGGAGUAUUCUCAGUGCGCGGAGGUGAAGCUGCUGUACGGUCUGGCUCUGGUCGCCGGGAUUUUCCUCAUGGAGCUGACACGCUCCUGGUCUCUAGCUUUAGUGUGGGCUGUCAACUACCGCACGGCCGCACGCCUCCGGGGAGCCGCGCUCACUUUCGCCUUCCAGAAGAUCCUGCGACUACGCAGCACUAAAGACAUCGGCGCAGGAGAGCUGGUAAACAUUUGCUCCAGUGAUGGACAGCGUCUGUACGAGGCCGUCUCAGUGGGCUGUCUGCUGGCCGGAGGGCCUCUCGUUGGGAUUCUGGGUCUGUCAUACACCGUCUAUUUCUUAGGACCGACUGCACUCGUGGGAUCGGCCAUUUUUGUCAUCUUCUAUCCCACCAUGAUGCUGGCCUCCCGCUUGACAGCGUAUUUCCGUAAAAGGUGUGUGGUGGUUACAGACCGGCGCGUCCAGCUGAUGAACGAGAUCCUGGGCUGCAUGAAGUUCAUUAAGAUGUACUGCUGGGAGACGGCCUUUGCCAACAACAUCCAAAGGGUUCGAUCAGAAGAGAGGGGGAUCCUGGAGUGGGCCGGCUGUGUUCAGAGCCUGACGGUGGGUGUGGCUCCAGUGGUGGUGGUGAUAGCCAGCGUGUGCACUUUCACUCUUCACAUGGCUCUGGGCUAUGAUCUCACCGCAGCACAGGCCUUCACCAUCGUCGCUGUUUUCAACUCCAUGACCUUUGCUCUCAAGGUCACGCCCUUGGCGGUGCGUGCUUUAUCCGAAGGCUCCGUGGCCGUGAAACGAUUUCAGAAGCUGUUUAUGAUGGAGGACAGGGAGCUGAUCUCAAACAAAACGGAAGAUCCCUACAAUGUGGUGGAGUUUAAAGACGCCACACUGGCCUGGGAAAAGGCCUGCGGCUCACCGGGGAAAAAGAGCCGAGCCCAGCAGAAAAGAGGAGGCAUGAAGAGAGUUUUGAGGAGGGAGAAACUGAGCUUAUACAUCACCGCAGAAGAGAGCAAAGGGAAGAGCGAGGAACCCAACGCAGAGCACCUCCUCACACACAUGGAGCAGGAGAGCCCACAGAGCACCAUCUCCUCCACACAGAGCAUCCGACCUCCGCUGCACAAAACCCUGCACCGCAUAGACCUCUGCAUCCGGAAGGGGUCGCUGGUUGGGGUUUGUGGUGGAGUCGGCAGUGGGAAGAGCUCGCUGUUAUCUGCGCUACUUGGACAGAUGACCCUUCUUGGCGGCUCAGUAGCUGUAAACGGAGACUUUGCAUAUGUUGCUCAACAGGCCUGGAUCCUCAACGAUUCCCUCAGGGAGAACAUCCUGUUUGGAAAAAAAUACAUUGAGGAGAAGUACAACGCAGUUCUGGAAGCCUGCUGUUUAUUUCCUGAUAUUAUUGAGCUGCCAUAUGGCGAUAUGACUGAGAUAGGAGAGAGAGGAGCUAACCUGAGCGGCGGCCAGCGGCAGAGAGUGAGUCUGGCCCGUGCGCUGUACAGCGAGAGACCCGUCCUUCUGCUCGACGACCCCCUCAGCGCCGUCGACGCUCGCGUGGGAUCGCACCUAUUCCACAGCGCCAUCCGCCGCGCGGCCAAGGGCAGGACUGUCGUCUUUGUCACACACCAACUGCAGUACUUGCCUGAGUGUGAUGAGGUGGUGUUAAUGAAGGACGGUCAGAUAGCAGAGCACGGCACACACGUCCAGCUGAUGGAGAAAGGCCGAGACUACGCUGCCCUUUUCAACAGCAUGCAGCAAGAGAACCUAGUGAGGAAGAACCUGAAAAACAAGCAGAGGGCCGAGGAGGAGAGCAGCCCGGUGUCCCUGCAUGUCAGCCCCGCAGCCAAACCGCAUACUGAGAGCAAGAAAGGAGAUCAGCUCAUGCAGGCGGAGGAAAAGGGGAGCGGGGCUGUGGCCUGGACCGUGUACGCUGCUUACAUCAAGGCUGCCGGAGGGUCUCUGGCCUUCAUCGUGAACAUCCUCCUCUUCCUCUUCACCACCGGCAGCAUCGCCUUCAGCAACUGGUGGCUCAGUUACUGGAUCAGGCAGGGCAGCGGGAAUUCCUCGCUGCUGCAGGCAAACGAGACCGCUGAGAGCGACAGCAUGCGACUGAAUCCGCACAUCCAGUACUACUCCAGGGUGUACGUCUUAUCCAUGGGGGCGGCGCUCUUCCUGAAGACGGUGCGAGGGCUGGUGUUCGUCAAGUGCACUGUGCGGGCAGCCUCAGUUCUGCAUGAUAAACUAUUUAAGACUCUACUUCUGAGCCCCAUGCGCUUUUUCGACACAACACCCCUGGGACGCAUUCUCAACCGAUUCUCCAGGGACAUGGAUGAGGUUGACGUGCGUCUGGCGAUGCAAGCUGAAAUGCUGCUCCAGAAUGUGACUUUGGUGCUGUUCUGCCUGGGCAUGGUGGGUGCUGUGUUUCCCUGGUUCCUGAUCUCCAUCGUUCCUUUAGGGGUGUUCCUCUUCAUCGUCAACCGCAUCUCCAGGGUUCUCAUUCGUGAGCUGAAGCGCCUGGAAAAUAUCAGCCAAUCCCCUUUCACCUCUCAUAUCACCAGCAGUCUGCAAGGCCUGUCCACUAUCUAUGCUUACGGCAGGGGUGCUGACUUCAUACACAGGAAUCAAGCCCUGCUUGACACAAAUCAGGCGUGUCACUAUCUGUUCAGCUGUGCUAUGCGCUGGCUGGCUGUGCGUCUGGACCUCAUCAGCAUUUCUCUCAUCACCACCGUCGCCCUCCUCAUCGUCUUCAUGCACGGCCGCAUUCCUCCUGCCUACGCCGGUCUGGCCAUCUCCUACGCCGUACAGCUAACCGGCCUGUUUCAGUUCACCGUGAGGCUGCUUUCUGAAACCGAAGCACGUUUUACAUCAGUGGAGCGGAUCAAUCAUUACAUAAAGAAUCUGGAAAGCGAAGGUCCUCGACAGAUCUGCGGCUCCUCCGCUUCUGCUUCCAGCUGGCCAGAAGAAGGACGAAUCUCCUUCCAGAAUGUGGAAAUGCGAUAUCGGGAUGACCUUCCUCUGGUCCUGAAGAAUCUCUCCUUUAGUGUGCUUCCAGAGGAGACCGUAGGGAUAGUUGGCAGAACGGGUUCAGGGAAAUCUUCACUGGGCGUCGCACUCUUCAGACUAGCGGAGCUCAGCCGAGGAUCAAUCAGCAUUGAUGGUGUCAACAUUGCUCACAUUGGUCUGGAGGACUUGAGGAGCAAGCUGUCAGUCAUCCCCCAAGAGCCGGUUCUUUUCAUUGGUACUGUCAGAUCAAAUCUGGAUCCGUGGGAUCAGUACACAGAUGCACAGAUCUGGGAAGCUCUGGAGAAAACGCACAUUAAGGACAUGGUUAGCCAGCUCCCGAAUUCACUGCAUUCAGAGGUGACGGAUAACGGAGAGAACUUCUCAGUGGGAGAGAGACAGCUGCUGUGUGUGGCCAGAGCUCUUCUCAGACACAGCAAGAUCCUGCUGUUAGACGAGGCAACAGCUGCUAUUGACACAGAGACAGACCGCCUCAUACAGGACACGAUUCGCACCUCGUUCAGUGGCUGCACCACUCUCGUGAUCGCCCAUCGCCUCAACACUGUGCUGAACUGUGACAGGAUCAUGGUCCUGGACCAGGGGCAGAUUUUGGAGUUUGACACCCCUUCAAGCCUGCUGGCCGAUGAAAACUCACGUUUUCGUGCCAUGAUGGUGGCAGCAGAAGAAACACUUAGUCACCCCUAAGAAGUAAGCAGGCACUGAAGACACGGAGCCUCCAGAGACAGAAGAUUCACACCAGAUUGAAAUCCUUGAAGCUGCUCAAACUGAGAUUUUCAGUUUGUUUGUUGUAUUUUAAGACGAUGGUAUUGUUAUAGUUAGCACACGGAGAGACUAUAUAGUGUUUGAUGUCAUGAAGAAGAGCCUUCCGGUGGGAACGGUCAUGUUGAUGGCACUUUAUUUGUGUUACCCGGCUGAAAGAUCCUGCGUGCUGCGGAAGCAUCUGGACUCCUGGAGUCAGUCUGAAGUGUUGAUGGAGUGCGUUUCUCAUGCACGACUCCCUUCUGCCUGUGUUUGGUAGAAGUACAUUUUGCACACUGAUAAUGUAUUUGUUUUCUUGUCGUUCAGAAUUUUUUUGCUUUAUAAAGGUAUGCAUGAAAGAUAUGUAUCGACCAUAAGGUAACCUGUUGAUUUGCCUUAUUUGUAUCUGACAUGCGUAUGAAUCCAACCAAAGAUGACGUUCAGAUCAGUCACACAUAUCAAUCAUUCCAGACAUCAGCACAAAACCUUUUAUUUUUAUUAGAAUUAUUUUGUAUUAUUUCCUUGUGCUUUCAUUGUUACUCAUACUAUGUAAGUUUUGUGCCUCUGCUGUUACAUAUUUGGCAGAUAUCUGUCAAAAGCAUUGUGCUAAUAGUGUUUUAGUGACAAAAAUGUGCAAUGUGAGUUCUUGCAAUAAUUCAAUGAGACAUUGCUGUUCUUAUUUGUAUUCUAAGUGCAUAUCUCAGUGUAAUCUUAUAUCACAUCUCUUGUGAUGUUUUUCAUUAUGUUGGGUUGAUUAUAUUCUCAGAAGAUUCAUGAAAUCUAAAGAGACUUUAAUUUAUGUUUGAAAUCAAGGUAGUUUCAUGCACAUGUGGAGGCUGGGAAGAUGUUAAUGCUAAAUAUCUCAUUCAUUCUUGAGGAGUGCCUGUACUACUUCAUAUCAAGACUACACUUUGUGAUCUCUUCAGGAAUGGAUGACUUGGAUGUUUUUAUUUUUUCAGGAUGAAAAUUGCACAUUUAGGUACCUGAUGAUUAUGCAAGAAUUUGGGUCUAUAUAUAUAUUUUAUAUAUAUAUAUGUAUGCCACACCGUGCAGUAUCUGUUUAGAUGUUUAUGUUGGAAAUAUCCAGAUGAAGAGAAAUCGGUUCACAAGCUUAGAUAUGCUAAUCAUUAAGAGUUGCCUUCUUUAUGAUUCAGAGAUUAUAGUUUUGUGGUUGUUUUACGAACACUUGUUUUAUGAUUGUUAUAAAACAAAUUCUUUAUUGAAUAAAGAUUAUAUUUAUACA
Messenger RNA from Onychostoma macrolepis, 5944 nucleotides. RefSeq names its product ATP-binding cassette sub-family C member 5. The coding region runs from base 466 to 4647 and encodes 1393 amino acids. Gene Ontology annotation, biological process: transmembrane transport. NCBI's taxonomy places the organism in Eukaryota, Metazoa, Chordata, Actinopteri, Cypriniformes, Cyprinidae. The record is from RefSeq and is a predicted model, not a curated record. The transcript is spliced from 30 exons. Gene Ontology annotation, molecular function: ATP hydrolysis activity; ATP binding; ABC-type transporter activity. Gene Ontology annotation, cellular component: membrane.